AUGACGACCGAGCAGAGUUUCAACAAUCAUACACUUGUCGAUUUCGAUAGACUCUUGAUUGGAGAUUCAAGCGAAAUUAACCGUUUACAAGAUGAAUUUGAAUCAAACGGUUGGUGUUUUAUUCUGUUACUCGAUCAAAAGGGUCAGCUAGCCGAUAAACUCAAUGAAGUUCAGACAACUCUCUCAGCCUUUUUUGCUCAACAUCAAAUGGAAAAAUCGCAGUAUGAAUCAUCGAAUGCCUUUGGUUAUUCACGAGUCGGUCAUAAAGAAGAUAUUAAAGUAUUAAUUGAUCAACAAGGCCUUGGAAACUACCAUCGCCCUUUGACAAAUGAUGUAGAACACACGUUACAAUAUCUUGCAAUACUACUUAAUAACUUUACAAAUAUUAUAAAAUCUGUCAUCUUCAAAAUGCCCAUAUUUGUACAAAGUUCAACUAAAGAAAUGGUGCGAUUGUCUCCGUUGGGCAUGCUCGAUAUAGUGCAUUAUUUCAAUGAAAGAACAGGCCCUGUAAAUCAGCCUAAAAUCGGUUUAAAUACAGAUGAAGUCAAUUGUGUUCCACAUUUUGAUCCAGGUCUUUUUUCAUUGAGUACUCUAUCAACAUGUAAUGGUCUUCAGUUGAACGAUCAAUUAGAAGACAAAUGGGUGGAUGGCCCGAAUAAUUCUAAAAACGGCCAACGUUAUAUUGGCGUCAUAUGGUUAGGUG
Didymodactylos carnosus is the source of this 703-nucleotide messenger RNA. The record is from the annotation of a GenBank genome assembly. Lineage: Eukaryota; Metazoa; Rotifera; Eurotatoria; Philodinida; Philodinidae.